UAUUUCUCUUGCACUUAUCUCUGCUUCUCUUCACCACCAGAUUUCCAAGUGGCAGGAAAGCAAAGGAGGGAUGAUGGAAGGCAAUGUCAAUGGCAACGGCAAUGGCAAUGGCACCAAAGUGGAUAACCAGAUCCUGCAAACAUACCACAAGAGCUUUGUUCAAGUUCAAAGCAUUUUGGACCAGAACAGACUACUUAUCAAUGAGAUCAACCAGAACCAGGAUUCCAGAAUCCCAGACAACCUUUCUCGCAACGUUGAAUUGAUCAAAGAGCUCAACAACAAUGUCUGGAGAGUCUUUGAUCUUUAUGCUGAUAUUUCAAGCUCUUUCAUCAACUCCAUGGAUGCUUCUCCAGAAGGAUCAAAUGGCAAGGCUACUCAGAAGAGAAUUAGGCCUCAUUAGAAUCUCAAACUCAAAUGUUUUUUUUUUUACAAUUGCCUUGUUGCUUUUAUUCUUGCUUUUAUUCUAGUAGUAUCUCUCUGUGUUUUCUUUUCAUGUUUGAAAGUUUCAAACUAUGCUCUUCUGAGUUCUUCU
Messenger RNA from Dioscorea cayenensis subsp. rotundata (Guinea yam), 532 nucleotides. Its product is annotated as protein ELF4-LIKE 3-like. Bases 71 to 400 code for a protein of 109 amino acids. The record is from RefSeq and is a predicted model, not a curated record. The transcript has 2 exons. NCBI's taxonomy places the organism in Eukaryota, Viridiplantae, Streptophyta, Magnoliopsida, Dioscoreales, Dioscoreaceae. Gene Ontology annotation, biological process: entrainment of circadian clock; positive regulation of circadian rhythm.